CACACACACACACACACACACACACACACACACACACACACACACACACACACACACACACACACUCCUCCUAUCACUCCUCCCUCGCUCGUUUGCUUUCUUCUUUUCUCCCUCCGCCUCAGUUCCUCAGUGUCUUGUGGAGAGGUGGCAGUAAGUGUGUCGUCUCCAUGGCGCUCCCGUUGCGCUCGCAGCAUCUCUGUUCCGUCCCGUUAGACUCGGACAUCAUAUAGGAGACCGGCGUCACUGACCAAAACUUAUCCAUAACGAGCUGCGCUGUCUUCGAUAUCCCCGUCUAUAUCACUCCAAAACUUUAGUUGGUCUUCCCUCGAACACCGUGUUUCUCUGCAACACCCAUCUUCCUGAUGGACGGGGAUGUGUGUGUCGGGCUCUGGUGCGGAUCUACGCGGCCACAGCGGAGGAAAAGCACCGCGCGGAGGAGAAGAAGAUCCGAGCUGCUCGGAGUCAGGAUGUGUCUGAUGGGUCUAAUGCUCGCCGUGCUGUCAGGACUGACUAUCUGGACCGGCAAUUCGGGAUACAUCAUGUCCAGCAUUGGAUCUGAGGUCAGUGAGCCAUGGGAGAGUCGCAGGCUUCUUCAACACUUUACCAAUGAGACUGAGCUCUAUGCUGUGAGGAACUGCACUCAACCAGGUAUACACGAGUUCCCUCGGGACGUUUUUACUGAACAAGAGCGAAUGGAGGGAGCUGUGGCCCUGCACAUUAUUGGUGCCAUGUACAUGUUCUAUGCCCUGGCGCUUGUGUGUGAUGACUACUUCGUGCCAUCCCUGGAGAAGAUUUGUGAGCGCCUCCAUCUCAGUGAGGAUGUGGCUGGAGCAACAUUCAUGGCAGCUGGCAGCUCAGCACCUGAACUCUUCACCUCUGUCAUAGGAGUGUUUGUUACCAAGGGAGAUGUGGGAGUAGGAACAAUCGUCGGUUCUGCAGUCUUUAACAUCCUGUGCAUCAUUGGAGUGUGUGGGAUCUUCGCUGGUCAGGCGGUGCGUCUCUCCUGCUGGACUCUAAUGAGGGAUUCCAUGUACUACACUGUGUCAGUGGCCACUCUGAUUGUGUUUAUCUAUGACGAGAAGGUUACAUGGUGGGAAUCACUUAUCCUGAUUUUGAUGUACCUGGUUUACAUUUUAAUAAUGAAAUGUAACUCAUAUGUGGUGCACUACUUUGAGCGGAGGAAGAAGAAAGCUACAAACCUGGGAAAUGGUACAACGAGCACCACAGACCUUGAUGACGGAUGUGAUGCUACGGCUGUGCUACUCAAGAAAGCGAAUUUCCACAGGAAGCCGUCAGUACUGAUGGUGGAUGAGUUGCUGUCUGCGUAUCCACACCAGCUCUCCUUCUCUGAAGCUGGCAUGAGGAUUAUGAUCACUAGUCAUUUUUCUCCUCGAACUCGUCUCACCAUGGCCUCCCGCAUGCUUAUCAUGGAGCGGCAGCGUCUCAUCAACGGUCAUUUCAGUAAUGGUGAUUCUGAGGUGAUAGUCAAAUUUCCUGUAAGGCGUGGAAUGGAGAAUGGCAUUGUGAGUGUAGAGCGAGGCCUGAAUACAUGGAGGAACGGGCAUCGAGAUGAAGAAACACGAGGUGCAGAUCCUGGCACUGAUACAGAGAAUGAGAAUGAGGAUAAUGAGAACAAUGAGAAUGAUGAGGAGGAGGAGGAGGAAGAUGAGAAUGAAGGACCCUUUGUUCCUUUCCACUGCCCAGGGGGCAUGUGCAAUAAGGUGAAAUGGAUGUUGGCAUGGCCUCUGAGUCUGCUGCUUUUCUUCACGGUGCCCAACUGUGCCUCACCUCGCUGGGAGCGCUGGUUCAUGGUCACCUUCAUCAUCUCCACACUCUGGAUUGCUGGCUUCUCUUACAUCAUGGUGUGGAUGGUGACAGUCAUCGGCUUCACUCUGGGCAUCCCAGAUGUCAUCAUGGGAAUUACAUUUUUGGCUGCAGGCACCAGUGUCCCUGACUGCAUGGCGAGCCUUAUAGUGGCACGGCAAGGCCUAGGUGACAUGGCUGUGUCAAACUCCAUUGGCAGUAAUGUCUUUGAUAUACUGGUUGGCCUGGGGCUUCCCUGGGCUCUUAAGACUCUUGCUAUUGAGUACGGCUCAACAAUUCAUCUCAACAGUAAAGGCCUAAUUUUCUCAGUUGGACUGCUUUUAGCAUCUGUGUUUUUUACGGUUCUGGGUGUGCAUCUGAAUAAGUGGACCCUGGACAAACGUCUGGGCUUUGCGUGUGUCCUGAUGUAUGCCGUUUUCCUGUGUUUCUCCAUCCUUAUUGAAUUCAAUGUCUUCAUCUUUGUCAAUCUGCCCACUUGUCAUUGACAACACUCUUCUCGAUCACUUACCCUCUUUUGGUCGGUUCCAUGAGGACUUGUCAUUCCUUGUUUGAGGAAGAUCUGACCUGUCCUUUAUGAAAACAUUCUUCUUGAUCAAGUAAAUCCUCCCUUUUUUCCACAUGUGAUGGAGCAUUUGGUCAGUAGCUUUGGCCAGUGAAAAGAGGAAAAGAGAGGAGCACAUGUGCAUGGUGGAGCUGAUCAAAGACUCAGACUUCUUAGACAGGACCGGGAGAUGGACAAAGAUGACUACUGCCUGGUUUGAUGUGAAAACAAAGGUUUGAACAUUUUAUAUGAAUAUUAAGAACUGAAUUGUUAUAUUGAAAUAUUAAGAAUUUUUGUUUGUGUGUAUAAUGACGUUUGUUUUAUUAGCUGCUAAACUGGCUAAGAAAAGGUCAAACUGAAGACCGUGGCCAUGACGUACUUAGUACUUAUGGGUACACAAAAGUUUAUGAUAUUGAAAGAUUUCUUAAGAGAUUACUAUAAUAGUAGCUAAAAGGUACUGGUGACCUGUUACACACUCUUAUGGACAAUACAGAUGUGGUUGAUCAGGUGACUGGAGAUUAUAAUGGGCAUUAAACCCAGAUUAAUUCAUACUUCCCUCACCAGCUCUGUCUGGCUGCCAGGGAUUAUAUUCCUCAACAUUGAGGAUUCAUUUUUAAACAUGUUAAAUAAGAGUAUGUUUACUUAUUGUCUAGAUGACCAGAGUAGGAAAGGUUGAAAGAUUGUUGUACAUAUAAAGAUAUUUAUAGUUAACUAGGGCUGGACAUAUUUUCCCUUGAAGGUCAUGAGAAAGUGUCAUGUAGGUAUCAUUGGUAUUUGGUACAAGGAAAUAAAAUUUGAUCAGGGUUCUAGUAAACUAUUUAUGGUCAAAUUGAAAAUGAAAAUAUGUUGAUGCUUAUAUAAGAUGUUUACUAAUUAUUUGUUUUGUUAGUUGCUCUGUAUAUAUGGAAGCAGAGAUUUGUCUAUUUAAUAAUUUAUUGAAAAACUAUUUAUGCACAGUAAUUUCUUAUUGUAGUCCUAAAGGAAACCACAGCUGUCCCAAAGAAAUGACCAGUUUCAGCCACGCUUUGUCACUUUAACGUUGAAAGCUUUGUGUGCCACUUUUUUUUUUUUUAAUGAAAUUGUUUCAGCGUACCUACGUGGCAUGAUUACUGCAAGGAGUCAACAGACAGUAUGUGUGUUUCACUUAGUGUUUUUGGCCAGUCACAAGAUGUCCACCCAGAGGGCCCUGCCAUGCAAACCCUUGUAGCUGAUUAACAGGAACGCAUCCUGGUAAAAUGAAGCUAUUAUCUUAAUGAGCAGGAUUUCAUCAAAAAAUAUGAUUUUAUGCAGAAAAAAACACUCUAACUCUCUGGUCUUGUAGAUACUGGUAAAGUAGUUUGGGCUUUGAGGAUGAAUCCAAACAUCAUCUAGAAAUAACUGAAAGCUUGCGUGUUUGGACUGCUUUCACACAACCUAUUUGGAUCGUCUAGUUUGGAGAUAUCACUUGAAAAAAUAUCCUCACCAUGGAUCUGCCUGAGAACUGUGAACAGUGGUACAGCAACCUGUAAACCUAUACGCUGUAUCUUAUCAGAGGGCUUUAUCCACUUUAGAUAGGUGCCCAAAUUCCAGCUACAGUAACACAACCCAAGUCACUCUGUCACAAUAUAUGUUAUAUGAAAAUACAUAUAUUUAUGCACUGAGCAAUUUACAUGGUCUUACUGUUCCUAGCUGAACAGCAGAAUUUAGCUUAUAUAACUGUAUUGUAAAAUGCUGUAAAAUCAGCAAAGUAUUUUUAUCACAAAGAAGCUGUUUGUACUUUAUAAUGCAAAAUGUUUCAAAAGGUUAUCUGCUUUCAAAUUUAGGAUGUGCAUCAACUUAUUUGAUAUGUACAUAGUCUAGCUCAUAAAAUUAAUUUUCAAUUGUACGCUGUUCAUUUCUUAAAGUGUUUCUUUCUAUCUACAGUUUCUACCAUGUCUUUUUCCUUUUGCUACUUGGAUAGAAAAUACAGAAAAUAUCGUUCUUAGAUUUGCCAUAUUGAUAGAUGUGUUGGUGUAUUACAUUGUAUGAGUGUGAUUCCUAAAAUCCCAAAAUUGAAAUGUCAGUAUUAGCAAUA
Molecule: messenger RNA, 4418 nt
Organism: Tachysurus fulvidraco (yellow catfish)
Lineage: Eukaryota; Metazoa; Chordata; Actinopteri; Siluriformes; Bagridae
Gene: slc24a3
Product: solute carrier family 24 member 3
Exons: 17
Coding region: 363-2309 (648 amino acids)
Biological process (GO): intracellular calcium ion homeostasis; calcium ion transmembrane transport
Cellular component (GO): membrane
Molecular function (GO): calcium, potassium:sodium antiporter activity; calcium channel activity
Source: RefSeq, a predicted model, not a curated record